Epinephelus moara (kelp grouper) is the source of this 6746-nucleotide messenger RNA. RefSeq names its product transcriptional enhancer factor TEF-1-like. The transcript is spliced from 12 exons. Gene Ontology annotation, cellular component: transcription regulator complex. Gene Ontology annotation, molecular function: DNA-binding transcription factor activity, RNA polymerase II-specific; RNA polymerase II cis-regulatory region sequence-specific DNA binding. The record is from RefSeq and is a predicted model, not a curated record. Gene Ontology annotation, biological process: regulation of transcription by RNA polymerase II; embryonic organ development; hippo signaling. NCBI's taxonomy places the organism in Eukaryota, Metazoa, Chordata, Actinopteri, Perciformes, Serranidae. Bases 562 to 1848 code for a protein of 428 amino acids.
ACUCAUCCAUCCAGGGUGACGCCAGUCCCUCUCACCCCGCCCCGUUCAACUCAGUCCACUGCGUUCAUUUCAUUCCUGCUCCCAUUCCGCGCAUAUUUCGCAUCCUUGGAGAGACGCUGCGCAUUUUACGCACUCAGCGCGCCCGAUCCUUCAUCAAACCAAAACCGUGAGGAGACUCUGGAGUCGGCGGAGUGCUUCCCGAUGCUGUGGCGACUCCGAUCCGUGGAAAAGUGUGGGAAUUAAUCCAUAAAGAGGCGUAUGAAUCGAGGGUUCCUGCUGUCUGACGCUGGAUUUGGAGCAGCCUGCCGAGUUGUCUGCAGUCUACCAGCCACUUUUAGUUUUAUUAUUGGUGGUUAGAUUUUGGGAUUACCUUUGUUGAAGCAGCAGCUAGCAUUAGCAUUCAGUUUCUAGUUUCCUCAGCUGGCUGUCCCCGCUGGGAGUUAAUUAUUGCCAUUAGUAUUAGUCAGCUAGAGUUUCACUUUAGCUUUUCAUCACGUUACUUACUUAGUGUCAAACCAUUAGCGUUAGUGUUGGGUAUACGUCGGCUGGUUAGCUGCCAGUAUGGAACGCAGUAGCUGGAGCGGCAGUGAGAGUCCAGGGGACGAUAUGGAAAGACUGAGUGACUCAGGAGGGGACAAGACCAUGGAUGGGGACCCCGAGGGGGUCUGGAGCCCCGACAUCGAGCAGAGCUUCCAAGAGGCCCUGGCCAUCUACCCGCCCUGUGGAAGGAGGAAGAUUAUCCUGUCAGAUGAAGGAAAGAUGUACGGUCGAAAUGAGCUGAUAGCCAGAUACAUCAAGCUCCGAACAGGCAAGACGCGGACAAGGAAACAGGUAUCCAGUCAUAUCCAGGUUUUAGCCAGGAGAAAAUCCAGGGAGUUUCAAUCCAAACUAAAGGACCAGAAUGCCAAGGAGAAGGCUCUGCAGAGCAUCUCCACCAUGUCUUCGGCUCAGAUUGUCUCAGCUACUGCCAUACACAGCAAGCUCCUGCCUGGAAUAGUACGGGCCAGCUUCCCCAGCAACGCACAGCUGUGGCAGGGGAUGAUUCCUGGAGGACAGUCUAGCUCCACCACAGAAGAUAUCAAGCCGUUCUCUCAGCAAGCCUACUCUGUGCAGACAGCAGGGACCACCACAAUCUCAGGCUACGAGCCUCCCACUGCAGCCCAAACACACAGAGAGCCAGCGUGGCAGGGUCGCUCCAUUGGCACCACCAAACUACGACUGGUAGAGUUUUCAUCUUUCCUGGAGACACAGAGGGACCAGGAGGCAUACAACAAGCACCUGUUUGUGAACAUCAGCCAGAGCAGCCCGAGCUACAGCGACCCCCUGCUGGAGUGUGUGGACAUCAGGCAGAUCUAUGACAAGUUCCCAGAGAAGAAGGGCGGCCUCAAGGAGCUGUUCGGCAAGGGCCCACAAAACGCUUUCUACCUGAUCAAGUUCUGGGCGGACCUGAGUUAUAAUGUGCAGGACGACCCAGCGGCUUUCUACGGUGUCACCAGCCAAUAUGAGAGCUCAGAGAACAUGACCAUCACCUGCUCCACUAAGGUCUGCUCCUUUGGCAAGCAGGUGGUCGAGAAGGUGGAGACGGAGUACGCAAGGUUUGAAAACGGGCGCUUCGUCUACAGAAUCAGUCGCUCUCCGAUGUGUGAAUACAUGAUCAACUUCAUCCACAAGCUCAAACACCUGCCGGAGAAAUACAUGAUGAACAGUGUGCUGGAGAACUUCACUAUUCUGCUGGUUGUGAGCAACAGAGACACUCAGGAGACCUUGCUGUGUAUGGCGUGUGUGUUUGAGGUGUCCAACAGUGAGCACGGAGCUCAGCACCACAUCUACCGACUCGUCAAGGAAUAGCACAUACACUUCUACAAACACACACACACAUGCACACAUAUGGCCUUUUGCUUGGUGAUUAAUGGUGACAUUGGAGGUAAAAUGUCUAAAAACUGAAUUCUACAAAAGUGUCUUUCAGCCAAACAACUCGACUCACUGCGGAAGAAAAUGGCUGCAUUUUCACUGCUGCUCACAAAACACCACGACAAUGAUUGGGUGAUUUUUAUUUAACGUCAGAUAUGAUGCAGAACCCUCCUCAACAGGAGCAUUUCCAAAUAUUAAAUCCAACCUGAAUAUCAGAUGUUCAUUAGUUGUAAAAAGCAAAGUGGUAGUGCAGCCAUAGAAACGCAUCAGAAUCAACCUGGGUGGUUUUUCCCGAGAACAUGGUGACUCUGAUAUCACCUGGAGAUGUCAUGUCUCCUGCUAAUUGGUUUCUCCCCCCCUUUCUCACAGUAAAUUUGUAUUUUGCAGUUCUGUUGAUGGAAAUGAAAGUGAUACUUCUGUCAUGUGCUUUUGGGAAAGUCAACCCAGGGUCGAAAAAAGAAAAUCACAAUUUUCGCCCCCCUGUGACAAAAGUGUGUGUGUUAUCUGCCAAGAUACUGACGGACACUGAAGGUCAGACCCUGUGUAUCAUCAAUAACCAGAGAAGGAAAUAACACUACUGCGUUAUCGUAUAGUACAGUAUACAGGUGGUUUUGUACAGAUAGCCACUGCAAAUUGUGUGAGCUGCAUUCUUGCACAAAAAAGAGGUUUGUUCCCAAAGAAAAGAAAUCAAAUUUUUACCUUUUUGUAUGUUUUCUUUAAAAAAAAAAUUAAUAGCUUCUAAACUUUGGGAAAUUGUUUAUUGAUAGUAGCAUAUAGACUAUAUUUUAAUUCCAGGAACACUAUCUAAAAAUGUAUGUUAAUAAGAGAGUAUAAGUGAAAUUGAGCAAUUCAGGUACCUUUUUGUGCAACAAGUGACUCUUCAUUAAGAUUGAAUAAAUAAAUGAAUAAGCAUGUUGAAGCUAUGAUCCUUAAGAUUUCAGUCCUGGCUGUUUUGGCUCUGGUCUAUGGAGCAGCUCCAGACGCUAUACUUGAUGACAUCACAAGUUUGAGUUUUAGCACCCUAGUUGUUCUAGGGUGCUAGUCCUAGUUUCUGGAUUUGGGAGAGAGUUUUUUUAUGUGAACUAAUAUUUUUUGACAGUCUUAAAUCAUGGGAAAUAACAAUUAUGAAUUCUGAGAUUGGGCAUAAUUCCCCUUUAAUACAGCUCUGAUACGACAUUAGAGGAGAUAAUACAGGGUAGUGAGGCUGAUGUCAAAGAGAGAAAAUUACAAACAGUAAAGCUGAAUUACACCUGUCCUGUAAGGCAAUUUGAAUCCAGUAUGGGUAUGGCGGACCCCGCCACCAACAACAAAAGCCUUCCACACUGAGAGGUAAUUAAAGAAUAUAUGGAGUGGCUAUUGCUGAAAAAACAGGGUUUGAUUUUUUGGAAAAUCUUAAGGAUUAUAGCUUUAAAUAUCAAACAUAUUUAGGUCAGUCCUUUAGGAAGCACUGUGAAUCCUAAAAACUAUACAACGUCAUUCAUGGUGUGCAUACAAGGAAGGAAACAUUUCAAAGAGUUAAAACAAACCUAUGUUUUUCUGAUCAGGUUUCACUUUGCAAAUUAAACUUAGCUUAGUUCGAUAUUCCUGCACCAGCUAACUUGAGCUUUAACAUUUCCAUAUUGACCGAUGUGUUGAAGCCUGAAAUGUUAUUAUGUCCAUAUUUUAAUUGAAGAUUGCCCUGACCAGAAGCCAUGGCACCUGUGUUAUUAUUUUGAGAAAAGUGUUUGAAGACUCAGUUUCUUUUAAUCAGUCCAGGACUUGUUUCUUCCAGUUAGAUGAUAUUAUGUCAGAAUUAAAGUCAUUUAUUAAUUAAAAACCAAAAAACUGUUGAUGAAGUGUACUGUAGCAGGUCAUGAUUGCUGGUUCGUCUGUGUCAUGCUCGGCAGCAUGAAGUGCCUUUGGUUGUGAUCAGCAGUAGACAUUUCUAAUCUGUUUGACGAAAGUCCUGAUAAUUUGGUGUUGUAAAUGGUGUAUAGAAAGGUAUUUUAGUGAAUAUAAAUGCAUAAUUAGGCAUCACGUGCUCCAGUUUAAGUGUCUGAGGGCUAAUUAUCCAAAUUCCAUAUUUAAUGGCUGUUUCUUGUUGUAAUUUGUAAACAGUUGGCCGUGAACCAUCCUUAGCUGUUCUUAUUUCCCACAGAAUGUUAAUGAGACACAUUCUUGUUCACUUCAUUUUAUGGCAGCGUUUACAUGUAUUUGUGAAUUACAUGCACACUAGGUAUUGUUUGGUAACUCAUUUAUAAAAUACAACUCAGACUUGUUACUACUACGGAAGACCAGUUUGCAAAUCUUCACAUCCCCACUGUAAAUCAAUUGAAACAGAUCAGGAACUUCAUGACAGAAACUUCUGUAGUCUGAAAUCCUGUCUUAUCUCAGUUUAGAUUGACAUUUAGGAUUUUUGGUACACAUGCCGUGUCUUUAACUGCCUGGAAAUGGCGAGGAUUGGCGCUGGGCGCUACUCUUGUGCCUACUCUGUGCCAGCUUUCAGGAGUGUGGCAGCAGAUUGCAUCUGAGGUUGCUAGGCAACCUUAACAAGCACCAUAUCAUAGCCUAUUUACCUGAUGCCCUGAGAGCAGAGCUGAGCUUCUUCCAGGUGUUGUUUGUGUGUAGGCCUGCUGCUAUGGGAGAGAUGUGAAGCUCUGGCAGCCCUGCACUAAAAUGAUCAGCUUCUUCUCCAUAUUAACAUUAAAAACAAUGAAUAAAAACGCGACAUGUGUAUGGCCCUUUAUACCCUUUCUUAAAAUCAAGAUAACUGCCAAGAAUGGCAGCAGUACUGUUGGUAGGUCUGUAUGCUAAUGACAGUGACGAUGGAAAGGAACAUGAAGACCGAAAUGUAACGACUGAAAGGCUACUGAAACCUUACAUGUUAAAUUCCGUUUUAAUAAAUAACUAUUUUAAAUAAUUGAGAAGAAAACUUCCCAAAAGUUCCUUAUAGCUAAAAUUGAAUGCCUAUAUUUAUUUGUCCGCGAUUACAAGCCAGCUAGCCAGUGGCAAAUGAGAGCCAUUGAUGUUAUGGUUUGUCCAUCUCAAGUAGCCUUACUAAUCAAAGAUACAGGCAUGACUGGACAAGUGUUCACUGAAUAAUUGAAUUUACAGUUAUAGUUAGGAUUUCUUAAGUAAAGAUAAAACAGGAGGUCUGAGAUAAGAUAGGACACAGCUAUGAGUAUAGGAAUUGCUUCUGUAGUAGGGAAAUAGUAUUUUUCCUAUCUUUGAAACUAAACGCAGUUUGCAUAUUUUUCUGUUAUGAGGUCCCAGAAGAACAUAUUAAAGAACAGUGAUCAGCAUGCUGUAUUCAACAAUGAACUUUCCUGUGUGACCAGCUGGGAUGCUAUGUGGUGUCCAGAAUACCCAGUAAUCUGCGGAGAAAACCUUACAAAUUUAGUUUGUGUCUAGGGCAACUUUUACGAUUUUACCAGAACUGAAAUGAGCCAUCUUUAGUCACAGCUAAAUAUUUGGUCUUGAAGAUGACUCAGAUCUGACUGGUGUAGAACGACCAUCAGUCUUCCUUCUCUGUGCUGAAAGGUUUAACAUUUGCCAUUGUCCACAAGCACUAUAUUUUGACUCUAUUUGUCUAAGGACUCCUGUGGGUGUCUCUCAGGGUUACAGCCACCUGUCCACAACAAAAUGCAGUCCUUUCAACACACUGGUGGUGAAUCAUUCUGUCAGGAAACCCCCUUUCAGAAUUCCCCUGCCUUUAACUUUCCCAGAGCUCUAUCUCACACUACAGUGGUUUGUUGUUUGCGGGCAGACUACUAGACCUUCACAGCAGAGUACUAACAUGUAACAUGUACAUGGUAACCUAACACACAGCUUCAGACGAGCUGAUUUUGCAAUAACGACCCUUUGUCUGGACAUUAUCUACCACCUGCUUACCAAAGACAGUCAUCACGUGACACAGAGGGAAAUGGAUUUCUUACAAGCUAGAGUAACUGACAAGCUUCUGCCAAAAACGUAGUCUGAGGGAAAAUGACUAUCAGCCUCCACACAUCAGUAGCUCAUGGGCUACACUGUAACACUGUACAGAUGUAAGUAAAAAAUAAAAUGAAAUGAAAAGGACUGGAAAUAGAACUGUUUGAACCAGGUUUAGAAAAGUGUGCAUUUAACAUGUUUUCGUCUUUAAAAUUUGACCUUAUUAAAUAUGGACACCUCUAUCAUCUUGGUUGGCAGACUGUAUGACAAGGCCACAGGAAACUGAUUUAUUAAAAUGCCCCAAAUGUGUUAAAAUUCACAACUGUAGGGCUUUACUGGUGAACGCCUGCCUGUUAUAACCAGCUGGAGAAUGUGCUCACACUAAUAAAGCCACACAAAAAGCAGUGUAUCUAUGCUGCCUAAAGGUUAUUCAGAAGGUUUCAAAGGUCAGUAAACUGCUGAGUUUCUGAGUUUCAUUGUCGUCUGUGUUGUUAAUGUCGUCUCGUACGUGCAAGUUUAAAUUUAUGUUAUCUUCUUUUCCGAACCACACGUGGCUCAGAAAUCCUGUCUGUAAUCAGUUCCAAAAUGGCCUUGAAUCUUUUCACUCCGGCGCACGUGCAGCACAUCUGUACGUGCACUGAGGGGUUUUUGAUAAGGUGCUUUAUAUAAAGGUGACAAUAACGUUUAUUACAGAUGUUGUGUAUAUCUUUGAUAUUCUAAUGUUUAUCCUAUUUUGCGAAGAAGAGAGUACAUUUAGGAAAAAUCCAAAAGCUAGUCAUGUGUGUCUAUUGGUACUGCACAGGGUCUGAUCUUUGCUUUGUAACUUUUUUCCCCCUCAUGGCUAAAAGUAUGUUAGAUAUUUUCUAGCUUUGUAGAGACUUUGUACGCAUAUGCUAUUCAGUUUAAAUAAAUGGUCAGUUCCAAACUGU